This is a messenger RNA of Malurus melanocephalus (red-backed fairy wren), 1649 nucleotides long. RefSeq names its product secreted frizzled related protein 5 (gene SFRP5). The coding region runs from base 1 to 951 and encodes 316 amino acids. The record is from RefSeq and is a predicted model, not a curated record. Gene Ontology annotation, biological process: non-canonical Wnt signaling pathway; negative regulation of canonical Wnt signaling pathway; canonical Wnt signaling pathway. NCBI's taxonomy places the organism in Eukaryota, Metazoa, Chordata, Aves, Passeriformes, Maluridae. Gene Ontology annotation, molecular function: Wnt-protein binding. The transcript is spliced from 3 exons.
AUGCCGCAGGCGGGCAGCCCCCCGGGCUCCCGGGGCACGGCGCUGCUGGCCCUGGCGCUGGCGCUGGCAGGCUCCCUGGGCGGCGGGCAGCACUACGACUACUACGGGUGGCAGCCCGAGAGCCUGCCCCACGGGCGCUUCUACGGGCGGGAGCCGCAGUGCCUCGACAUCCCGCCCGACAUGCAGCUCUGCCGCGACGUGGGCUACAAGCGCAUGCGGCUGCCCAACCUGCUGGAGCACGAGACCAUGGCCGAAGCCAAGCAGCAGGCUGGCAGCUGGGUGCCCCUGCUCGCCAAGCAGUGCCACACCGACACCCAGCUCUUCCUCUGCUCCCUGUUCGCCCCCGUGUGCCUCGACCGGCCCGUGUACCCCUGCCGCUCCCUCUGUGAGGUGGUACGUGACUCCUGUGCACCUGUCAUGGAGUCCUAUGGCUUCCCCUGGCCUGAGAUGCUUCACUGUGCCAAGUUCCCCUCCGACCACGAGCUCUGCAUUGCCGUCCAGUUUGGGAACAGCAAAGUCACACCGCCACCAGUGUCCAAAAUCUGCACCCAGUGUGAGAUGGAGCACAAGGCGGACGGCAUGAUGGAACAGAUGUGCUCCAGUGACUUUGUGGUGAAGAUGCGCAUCAAGGAGAUGACAGAGGAGAACGGGGAGCGGCGGCUGGUGGCUGCCCAGAAGAAGAAGGUGCUGAAGCUGGGCCCGCUGAAGCGCAAGGACACCAAGAAGAUGGUGCUGCACAUGAGGAACGCGGGCACCUGCCCCUGCCCACAGCUUGACAGCCUCAGUGGCAGCUUCCUGGUCAUGGGCCGCAAGGUGGGUGGCCGCCUGCUCCUCCUGGCCAUCUACCCCUGGCAGAAGCACAACAAGGAGAUGAAGUUUGCAGUCAAGUUCAUGUUCUCCUACCCUUGCCCCCUCUACCACCCCCUGCUCUAUGGGGCUGGGCAGCACUAGGGCUUUGCCCACCCUGCCCUUUCCCAGGACUCCUGCACUGGCCUAACAUCACACCCUUAGCCUCCCUGGCUGUACCCCAGGACCCUGGCUCUGUUCACCUCAGCCCCUUGGUUGUGCCCCAGAUCCUGGUUUUGCACCUGCUGCAUUCAUGGGAGCCUGGAUCCGCAGCCAGAACCCAUCUCCUCSUGAGAGCCCAGCUCUGCACCCCUAAGACCCCUGUUCUGCUCCCAGAACCUCUGCCCCUGUCCAGGAGCUUAGUCUGGACCCAGGACCUUUGUUCUGCAUGCUUGAGAGCACUGCUCCACCCCAGAGACCCUGGACUAUUCCCAGGAUCCCUGCCCAGAAAGCCCUGCUUUCAUUUAGGAUCCCUGCUUGGCCCUCUUGGCUGUGCCUGAGAUCCCCACCCUGCAGCCGUGUCCUUUGCCCAGCUCCCUCAUGACAUGCCCCAGACCUCAGCCCCCCCAAUCCCUGUUCCAGCCCACCUUGAGCUCACACCCAGCCCUGGACCAUCUCACCUUCACAGAGGCCUGGCCCAGCCCAGGGAGAUCCCUUCUACCCCACUGUACCCACAGACUGUCCCUCUCAAGACCAAGGGCCCAGACCAGCACAACCCCUUSCUGGGCUCCCCCACUCCCCAUUCCAGAUGGCCCAUUCAUGGCUCAGUGUGUGUGAAGGGGGUCCCCCUCCAAGCCCCCAGA